This is a messenger RNA of Diceros bicornis minor, 1107 nucleotides long. It is a transcript of the gene TSSK4, whose product is annotated as testis specific serine kinase 4. The coding region runs from base 1 to 1017 and encodes 338 amino acids. The record is from RefSeq and is a predicted model, not a curated record. Lineage: Eukaryota; Metazoa; Chordata; Mammalia; Perissodactyla; Rhinocerotidae. Gene Ontology annotation, cellular component: cytoplasm. Gene Ontology annotation, molecular function: protein serine/threonine kinase activity; tau-protein kinase activity; ATP binding. Gene Ontology annotation, biological process: intracellular signal transduction; protein phosphorylation; microtubule cytoskeleton organization. The transcript has 4 exons.
AUGGGGAAGGAAAACACCUUGGAGGCAGCACCACCCACCUCAGCCUACCGCUCUGUAAUGGAGGAGUAUGGUUACGAGGUGGGCAAGGUGAUUGGCAAUGGCUCCUAUGGGACAGUGUAUGAGGCUUACUACACAAAGCAGAAGGUCAUGGUGGCUGUCAAGAUCAUCUCAAAGAAGAAGGCCUCUGAGGACUAUCUUAACAAGUUCCUGCCCCGUGAGAUACAGGUAAUGAAGGUCCUGCGGCACAAGUACCUCAUCAACUUCUAUCAGGCCAUCGAGACCACAUCCCGAGUGUACAUCAUCCUGGAGCUGGCUCAGGGUGGUGACGUCCUUGAAUGGAUCCAGCGCUAUGGGGCCUGCUCUGAGCCCCUUGCUGGCAAGUGGUUCUCCCAGAUGACCCUGGGGAUCGCCUACCUGCACAGCAAGGGCAUCGUGCACCGCCUGACCCCCAGCCUUUCUGCUGCUGGUAGGGAUUUAAAGUUGGAGAACCUAUUGCUGGACAAGCGGGAGAACGUGAAGAUAUCGGACUUUGGCUUCGCCAAGAUGGUGUCUUCUAACCAGCCUGUGUGCAGUAGCCCUUCCUACCACCAAGUGAACUGCUUUACCCAGCUCAGCCAGACCUACUGUGGCAGCUUUGCUUAUGCCUGCCCAGAAAUCUUGCUGGGCUUGCCCUACAACCCUUUCCUGUCUGACACCUGGAGCAUGGGCGUCAUCCUCUACACUCUAGUGGUUGCCCAUCUGCCCUUUGAUGACACCAAUCUCAAGAAGCUGCUGAAAGAGACUCAGAAGGAGGUCACUUUUCCAUCUAACCAGACCAUCUCCCAGGAGUGCAAGAACCUGGUCCUCCAGAUGCUACGCCAGGCCACCAAGCGUGCCACCAUCCUGGACAUCAUCAAGGAUCCCUGGGUGCUCAAGUUCCAGCCUGAGCAACCCACCCAUGAGAUCAGGCUGCUCGAGGCCAUGUGCCAGUUCCACAGUACCACUAAUCGUCACCAAUCCUUGGAAAUCAAUACCUGAAAGUGGCUGAGGGAGGGGAGAGACAAGCAAAGCAGAAGGGUCUGGGGCUAAAAAUCUUUUUAUACCAAAAAUAAAUCUAAUUCUGAUUUA